AUGCUUUACUUGUCAUUUUCCCCCAAUUGGAGCAAACACUGCCGCCAUCUUCCCCGAAAGGAUCUCGCAAUGCUGGUUGUGGAUAUCUCCUCAAAUGCAAGCAUGAGCGCUGUCAUCAUAACAGCACAAUAUCAGAAGGAUGGGCCAUUCGACAUUACCUUGAGACAGCUGCAGCUCUGCAAUCACCCGAGUUUGGAUAUUUCUGUGCUGAUGGAUCCUUCAAAGUGUGUUAGAAAACAGGCCAAACGCACGAUGAGCGAGAAAUGUAAAGAUAUAAAUGGUGCUCUUCACUUUGCAGAAGUCCGUUACUUCUUCGAAGCUCGUUUGCAACUGGAUCACCCUCCUGCGGCUCUUGCCCUUGUUUCCGUCUAUGGUCCCCCCGACCAGAACCUUCUGGCAUCCUCUUCAUUUACUGUCUGGUCGUGCACAUAUUGA
Suillus discolor is the source of this 435-nucleotide messenger RNA. RefSeq lists its product as uncharacterized. The transcript is spliced from 3 exons. Bases 1 to 435 code for a protein of 144 amino acids. The record is from RefSeq and is a predicted model, not a curated record. NCBI's taxonomy places the organism in Eukaryota, Fungi, Basidiomycota, Agaricomycetes, Boletales, Suillaceae.